Messenger RNA from Mangifera indica (mango), 2002 nucleotides. RefSeq lists its product as uncharacterized. The record is from RefSeq and is a predicted model, not a curated record. Bases 658 to 1590 code for a protein of 310 amino acids. Gene Ontology annotation, cellular component: membrane. NCBI's taxonomy places the organism in Eukaryota, Viridiplantae, Streptophyta, Magnoliopsida, Sapindales, Anacardiaceae. The transcript has 2 exons.
UGGAGGACUGUAUGAAAACUGAAGAAGAAUCUUAGCAUUAGAAUUAGCAUUAGCAUUAAAUUAUGUAAAUACUUUCCUAAAAUCCAUUUCCAAAUCUUCUCUUUCUCUUUCUUUUUUUUUUUUAUGCCUUCCACAUCUCCUCUUAAGCCAGCCAAGCAAGCUUAUCUUUUUCUUGUCUUCCCCGUCUGCAUUUCUCUUUUUCUUGUUUUCUUUCUGCUUUUCUCUCCACAAUUUUCCAUAAAAACUAUAUAUAUUUUUUAUGUAUUUACUUGUAUUUCUGUAUCAGACACUGUUCUGAGGCAUUCUUAAUUCAAUCUGGAGCUCUGGAUCCAAUACCCAUCAUCCAUUUUCUUUGACAAGGGCGUGUAGCCUAUGUUUGGAGCUCUGUUGGGUGUUUAAUUGAAAUGCAAAGGUUGUCCUUUUGGUAGCCCAACUGGGAAAACUUCUCACUCGCAUUGCUCAGUUGGAUCCUGCUCUGGGGAAGGGAAAGGAAGUAGUUAUGUAUAACUGAAGAUUGUAGGGUUUUAAUGGUGGAUUCAUGUGAGUCAUUGUGGCGUAUCAGUCGAGAUUUUUGUGGUUGUGCAGUGGAAUCAGGCUAUUCUAUUUGGGGUUUUACAAGGUUCAUUUUGGUGGCAAGUUGGAGGGUUGAAUGCAUCCAUGGGGCUUCGUCGAAGUCUCGCGAUGCUUGUUUUGAUGAUAUGGUUCUCGUUCUUGAUGGAUGUAAUGGCUCAGUCUAGCACAGGCAGUUCUGCUCGUGCUCUUGAUGCCCUUCUCCAAGACUAUGCUUAUAGGGCUUUUUUUCGUCCGAAAACAGGCAUUACCUAUGAUGGGUUUGUUCCUUCUAAUUUGACUGGGAUUCAGAUUGCAGCAAUGAGACUCAGGAGUGGCAGUUUAAGAAAUAGAGGUGUGCCGACGUACAAACAAUUUCAUAUCCCCAUAGGGGUUAUUGAGAAACCUUAUGUGGAGAGGCUUGUUUUGGUUUACCAGAACUUGGGCAAUUUGUCUCAUACGUAUUAUCCAUUAACAGGUUAUACUUAUUUGGCUCCAGUAUUGGGACUUCUUGCUUAUGACGCAUUUAACUUGUCGGGUACAAAUUUACCGGAAUUGGAUAUUAAUGCAUCUGUUGAUCCCAUAUCAAUCAGGUUCCAAGACAUAAUGUCAGAAGCACCAGAGGGAUCUGUUCCAAAGUGUGUUUGGUUUGAUUUGCAUGGUUUGACAAACUUCAGCAAUGUGGUCUCAGGCAAUACAUGUUUAACCACCGAGCAGGGGCAUUUUUCUAUAGUUGUUGAGUCUAUUGCCCCCAGCCCAUCUCCAGUUUCUCCUGUGCCACCACCUGGUGGAGAAAAAAAGAGUAAUUUAAAAGUCUGGAUAGUUGUUGGGUCUGUUCUUGGCGGAUUAGUGUUGUUGGGGCUGUUGGUAUUUCUGAUAAUAUGGGCACAGAAGUACAAGCAUAGGAAGAAAAUGCAUCGGAUGGAAAAGGCUGCAGAUGUGGGUGAAGCCCUGCAGAUGACACCAGUUGGGAGUACAAAAGCACCAGCAGCAAGGGUGACUCGAACUCAACCAACCCUCGAAAAUGAAUACAUUCCCUAAUUCCCACCAGCCGGUACAUUCCCACAAGCAUUCUCAUUCAAGUUCAUUCGUGCAUUCAGAAAAUUUCCUCUAAUCACACCGUUUUUUGGUGGUGUUGUUCAUUGUCUUGCCUUGUUCGGUCUCAGUAGGCUCUGAAUUGUGUAAAUCUGUUAUCACUCACACGCCCUUCCAUAGUUUUACGAUUCAUUGUGUGUGCAUGUCUAGCCAAAGUGAUUCCAUCUGUUAUGAAUUUAGUUGUCCCAUUGACAAAGAAUAAGACAUUUUGUGGUCUUUUUUUCACAGAGCCAAAAUUUUUUUACCAGUAUUACCCUGUGAAGUUACUUUCCUGUAAAAAUGGUUUUUCCAUUAUCUAACUGUAUCUCUGUGAUCAUAAAUUGGAAGUCAUAAGUGCCCGAACUGAACUUUCUUCUUC